AGCUUUAGUGCUGGAGCUCUGGUGAUCACGUUUUCAUGCAAAAAAAGAACAUCCUUAGCCACGCGUUUUGCCCAAGAGACAUUUGGAAAACAGUACAAACAAACCAUAGGACUGGACUUCUUCUUGAAAAGGAUAAUAUUGCCAGGAAAUUUGAAUGUUACUCUUCAAGUAUGGGAUGUAGGGGGGCAAACAAUAGGAGGCAAAAUGCUGGAUAAAUAUAUUUAUGGAGCUCAGGGUAUUCUCUUGGUUUAUGAUAUUACCAACGGCCAGAGCUUUGAAAAUUUAGAAGACUGGUAUAAUGUGGUAAAAAAAGUGAAUGAAGAAUCAGAAACACAGCCACUUGUGGCCUUGGUUGGAAAUAAGAUUGACUUGGAGCAUAUGCGCACAGUGAAAGUUGACAAGCACCAACGAUUUUGUCAGGAAAACAAUUUCAGUAGCCAUUUUGUGUCGGCCAAGACAGGAGAUUCUGUCUUCCUGUGUUUUCAGAGAAUUGCUGCUGACAUACUUGGCAUCAAAUUAAACAAAGCAGAAUUGGAACAAUCACAGAGGGUGGUGAAGGCAGAUAUUGUCAACUACAGUCAGGAGCCUGUGACAAGAACCAUUAAUCCCCCUAGAAGCUCAAUGUGUGCAGUUCAAUGACCAUGCUAUUCUCCUCUGUUUUGAUACCUUUGGCGGUCCUCCUACCUUGACACAGCCUCUGGGAUUACCAGGAACUUUGUUUUAACAGUGACCAUCGCAACAAUGCAAUUAGAGGUUUCAAAAACAUGUUGCACCGUUGUGCGUUGAGAAGCAGCAGGCAGUUUUUUGACUGGCCGAAAUUCAAACAUGAGACCACACACUUUGAAAAAUUAAGAUCUGUAUUCUUUUAAAUUAUAUUUAAAUAAAGGAGUAUAACUGUGUUUAUAUGUUUCCUCCUAUCUAUUUGACUGAUACCAGAAUAAACAUGGAUGAAGAAGUCCUGCAUUUAAAAUACUUUU
Molecule: messenger RNA, 977 nt
Organism: Pelecanus crispus (Dalmatian pelican)
Lineage: Eukaryota; Metazoa; Chordata; Aves; Pelecaniformes; Pelecanidae
Source: RefSeq, a predicted model, not a curated record